GUAUAUUUUCAAUUUAUUUUUUAACAGUAAAAACAAUAUAGUCACAUUAAAGCAAGUAUUUAAAAAACCCUCCUAUAAUACCACAAUCUUAACACAACUAUUUUUAUUUUACAAUUGUUCCCUUUUGGUCAUAAUUCAAAUACAUAUAUUCUAAAUGGGUAUUAUAAUAUUGUAUAUUCAUUUUCACAGUCUGAUUCUUAAUUUACUGUAUGCAUCAUGGAAACAUUUUCAAUAGCCGUAUGAUAUUCAAUCAUGUUGAUGUUCUAUAAUUAUUUUUUAUGGGAAAAGUUUUAUUUUUAUUUUAUUUUAUUUUUUUUUAUAUGGAGUCUCUCGCUCUGUCACCCAGGCUGGAGUGCAGUGGCUCCACCAAGAGGUGGAGGUUUCAGUGAGCCAAGAUUGUGCUACUGCACUGCAGCCUGGGUAACAGAGCAAGACUCCAUCUCAAAAUAUAAUAAUAAUAAUAAAAGUGGAUAGGAAAAUACCAAGAGCUUUUUCUGGGGGAAGGGGUAUGAGAAGAGAGUUCACAUGACCCUCAGUAAAAAAGAAACUACCCCUAAAUAUUUCCAGACAGAAAUACAAAGUAGGUGAACAGUCUCCAACUCAUCUUUAGUGUAGUGGAAUGCUUCUUCAGAAAAGAACAGCAACAUUCACAUUCAUUUCAUCAAUCUGGGUGGUAUAGUCCUGCUCAGUAUCUCUGAGGAUGUGGGAUGUUCUAUAAAUUAAACGUUCUCUUAUUUGGCAUUUAAGUUUUUUUUUUUUUUUUUUGAGACAGAGUCUUGCUCUGUCACCAGGCUGGAGUGCAGUGGCAUGAUCUCGGCUCACUGCAACCUCCACCUCCCAGAUUCAAGAUUCCCCUGCCUCCUAAGUAUUGGGACUAUAGGCAUGCUCCACCAUGCCUGGCUAAUCUUUUUUAUUUUUGUAGAGAUGGGGUUUCACCAUAUUGGCUAGUAUGGUCUCGAUCUCCUGACCUCAUGAUCCUCCUGCCUCGGCCUCCCAAAGUGCUGGGAUUACAGGCGUGAACCAUCACACCUGGCCAGCAUUUAAGUUGUUUUUACUAAUUUUUUUUUAUUUUGAGACAGGGUUUCACUCUGUCACCCAGGCUGGAUUGCAGUGGCAUGAUUACUGCUUAUGCAGCCUCAACCUCCCAGGCCUAAGUGAUCCUCCCUCCUCAGCCUCUCCCAAAGUACAGGCAUAUGCCACCAUGCCUGGCUCAUUUUUGUAUUUUUUGUAAAGAUGAUAUCUCACUCUGUUGCUCAAGCUAGUCUCAAAUUCCUAGGCUCAAGUGAUCCUCCCAGCUCAGUCUCCUAAAGUGAUAGGAUUAUAGACAUGAGCCUCUAUGCCAGGCCUGGUUUUACUUUUUUUACUAUUUAAGGUUAUGCUCUGUUGAAGGUCUUUGUGCAUGUACUUAUUUUCUUUUGAAUUAAUCCAGAAAACAAAUUUGCAAAAUUGUACUGAGUCAAAGGAUAUAAAUGUUAAUCUUGCUCUAGGACAUCACUUCCUCUGCUUUAAAAAAGGGUUGUGCCUGACCAGGUGCAGUGGCUCACGCCUGUAAUCCCAGCAAUUUGGGGAGCCGAGGCGGGCAGAUCACUUGAGGUCAGGAGUUCAAGACAAGCAUGGCCAACAUGGCAAAACGCUGUCCCUACUAAAAAUACAAAAAUUAGCUGGUGUAGUGGUGCACACCUGUAAUCCCUGCUACGCAGGAGACUGAGGCACAAGAAUCACCUGAACCUGGGAGGUGGAAGCUGCAGUGAGCUGAGACCACUCCACUGCACUCCAGCCUGGGCAACAAGUGAUUUUUUGUCACAAAAUAAUUUGGCAACAAAUUAUUUUCUGUCUCAAAAAAUAAAUAAAUAAAAAUAAACUAAAUAAAAAAUAAAAAGAGUUGUGUCAACAUAGUGUUUUCAUAGCCAAGUUACUCAACCUCCUUGAGGCUCAAUUUCAUGAUUCAUAAAAUGGGAACAAUAAUGAUUAUAUAUCCCAUAGGGUUGUGAGGACCAAAGGAAAUGAAGCAUGUAAAGUAUUUGGCACUUAGUAACUGCUUAAUAAAUGCUAGCUAUCAUCAUUUCUUUUCACUAGCAGUUUAUCAACAUACUAUUUUUUCACAACCUCAUCAACAUUGGAUAUUAUCAACUUUAAACAUUUAUUCUAAAACAGUUGGUAUAGGCUGGGCGUGGUGGCUCAUGCCUGCAAUCCUAGCACUUUGGGAGGCCGAGGUGGAUAGAUCACCUGAGGUCAGGAGUUCAAGACCAGCCUGGCCAUCAUGGUGAAACCCCAUCUUUGUAAAAAAAGAAAAGAAAAAAAAAAAACAGUUGGUAUGAAAUUAUACUGAAGGGUGACUGCUGCUGUUCCUUUUCCCCCCUCCUCGCCUUUCUUCUUUUUCAGUUGGAGAAGGAGACCAACAGGAGAGGAUCAGGAACCUGAAAUAAAAAUGACCCUUUAAAUUGAGAUACACUGGAUUUUUUAAUAUUUUUUUCUUAUUUUUGUUUUGUGUCUUUUCUUUAUAUACACUGGUUUUUAUAUGCAAUCCUUGCUUCCUCAGAGGACAGAGCUAGAAAAAAUGAUCAAAGGACAUAGGAAAUAAUAACUAUUAAAUGCAUGCUGUUAUUUGAAUGAGCCUUGCCCAAGGUCCCCGUCUUUCACUGAAUUCUUUGAAUAUAUUAUAUUUAUUGAAUAUCUAGUACGUGCUAUUCAGUAGGAGACAUUGCAGCUACACUGUGAACAGGACCAGGAGUCUCUACUUUCAUGGAAUUUACAUACUAUUAGGGAGGAAGAUAUAUGUGUGUCUAGAUAAAUGCACUGUAGGGCUUUGUAUGUAAGGAAUUGAAUUUUAUUCUGAAUAUAGGAAGCCAGGAGUGAUUUAUAAGCACAAGAGUUAUUCUGAAAAUAAAAAACUCUAUUUGCUCUGUGGGAAAUGAAUUGGAAAUGACAAAACUGGAAGCUUGUGGCAGAACUGAAACAUAAUCUAUUGUACUGACUUCGAGGAAGGAAUAAGUAUUCACCUAGCAAGCAUUUGCGUGCCAACCUGUUCUAAACGGUGAGGAUGAACCAGAGUUCCUGCCUUCACGGUGUGCACACACUAGCGGCAGAAGACAAGACACAGCACGUGUGGCUGUGCAGAGGGCUUGGCUGCAAGAGCUGAUAAGGAGAACCCCGGGAACUGCCUAAUUCAAAAGCCCUUAAUACAGCCACGUGAGUGGGGUGACCAUUGACCUUAACCAAAAAGAUGUCAAGGUUUUCCUCCUCCUCACUCUAGCGUCCCCAGUCUCAGGGGGAGUCUCUCAGCUCAACCCCAGCAGCCUCAGCACAAACCGCGAGGAGAGACAGCUUCCGGGGGCGGGGCCUGGUCUUGUUCCGCGUCUACCGCGCCUGCUCCACGGACGAAACCCGCGGACUGGGCUUUAGGGUUGCCGGAAUCCCACGCUCCCGACUUCUGCUUCCGGGUCACAGCCAUGGCGGUGGCAAAUUCAAGCCCUGUUAACCCCGUGGUGUUCUUUGAUGUCAGCAUUGGCGGUCAGGCCUUCUGACAGUCUCCCGCUGAUUGCAGGAAGUUGGCCGCAUGAAGAUCGAGCUCUUUGCAGACGUUGUGCCUAAGACGGCCGAGAACUUUAGGCAGUUCUGCACCGGAGAAUUCAGAAAAGAUGGGGUUCCAAUAGGAUACAAAGGAAGCACCUUCCACAGGGUCAUAAAGGAUUUCAUGAUUCAGGGUGGAGAUUUUGUUAAUGGAGAUGGUACUGGAGUCGCCAGUAUUUACCGGGGGCCAUUUGCAGAUGAAAAUUUUAAACUUAGACACUCAGCUCCAGGCCUGCUUUCUAUGGCAAACAGUGGUCCCAGUACAAAUGGCUGUCAGUUCUUUAUCACCUGCUCUAAGUGCGACUGGUUGGAUGGGAAGCAUGUGGUGUUUGGAAAAAUCAUCGAUGGACUUCUGGUGAUGAGAAAGAUUGAGAAUGUUCCCACAGGCCCCAACAAUAAGCCCAAGCUACCUGUGGUGAUCUCACAGUGUGGGGAGAUGUAGUCCAGACCAACACUGAUUCAGGUAAGUGAGUCUUUCUCCUAUUAGGUUAGGAGUCAGACUCCUGAGAAGGCAGCAUGGUCUAGUGGAGAUAAGUUUAGUCUUGAAGACAUGAGAUUGAGCCCAGUUCCUGUGUGUGUGACCUUGGAGUAGUCACUUUCCUUCUCAGAGCAUCUUUCUUCAUCUGUCAAAUGGGAAUUCUGUAAUACCUAUCUCUCAGAGUCAUUGUAAAGAUCGAAAGAGAAAGGGUUGUAGGACCACUUUACUUUUCUGCCACUUUGUAAUAUACAGAGCAUCAAUCGGAAGACCACUCAGGCAGUUUCUAAUAGCACUCUUAGACUACAGUUCCAUUCAGUAGUCCCCCUAGAAAGACCUGGCUCCAGACCUGAGUGGGACCAACCUGGGCAGGGACCAACCUGGGCAGGCUGGAGACACACUUGUCAUGCCUCUCAUCAGAACUGGUACUGCAAUUCCAGGCCUUGACUUGAUAUUUGCCAGCCUUGUAGGUGAAUGCCUCACAUUGUCCAGCCUAUGUGGACUCACUUCUUACCCAUAUUUGCUACUGCCUGCUCUGCACUGGGCAGCAUGCUAGCUGCAGAAAGGGGGACAAAGGAAAGAUGUCUCCUUUUAGGAGCUCAUGGGAAAUAAGACAUUCUCCUAGCUGAUCACUAGUAAUAUGAGUGACAUUGCCAAGUGUGAGAAGAGUACAAGGGAGAAGUCCAUCCCUUCCAGCUGGGUGAGGGCUAAUGUUGUUUUGUUGUUUUUUUCUUUUUUUGAUUUUCAAGCCUGCAAAAAAGUCAGAAGAAUAAUACCUGAACACCCAUAUAUCUUCACUUAAAUUCACCGUGGUUAACAUUCUUGUUUUGUUGUUUUGCCUUGACAUUUGUUUUUUUCUUUCUCUUCUUGCCGCCUCACCCAUUUCCAUUGCCUCUCCUCCUCUCUCCUGCUCCUCUUCCCUUUCUCCAUCCUUUCCUUUCUUUCUUCCUUUCUUCCCAUCUUCUUUCCUUUUUCCUUUCUUCUUAUCUUUCCCAUUUGAAAGUUGCAGACUUCUUGACACUUUACCCGUGAGUAUUUCAGCAAGGAACUCCUAAAAAUAAGAACAUCCUACGUAACCACAACAUUAUAUAUAGUACAUUUUCAAACUUCCCCACUUAUCCCAAAAGUAACUUUUGUAGCUUGAGAAAAGGUAAUCCAAUCAAGGGUCCCAUAUUUCAUUUCGUUUACACAAGUAACAUAAUACACUCUCAUUGUGGAAACUUUCACACCAAACAGAUAAAGUGAAAGCCCCUCUUGACAACACCCCACCUCCAACUCCACUCCCCAUUCCAGAGGUCACUUUUUUUUUCUUUUUUAACCCUGCAGAAAAACAGAGGUCACUUCUUUAUCAGUUUGAUGUAUGUCCAUCAGAGCUUUGCUUGCCCAUCUUAUUUUGGGAGAUUUUCUUUUUCCCAAAUGAAAUUAUACUAUAUUUUUCAUUUUCUAAAAAAUUAUGUCUUGAAAACUCCUUCUUAAUAUGUAAAACCACCUUGUAUUAAAAAAUGAAAAUAGCCUGUCACAGUGGCUCACGCCUGUAAUCCCAGCACUUUGGGAGGCCAAGGAAGGUGGAUAGCUUGAGCUCAGGAGUUGGAGACCAUCUCGGGCAACCUGGCGAGACCUCGUCUUUCAAAAAAAAAAAUUAGCCACGUCUGGUGGUGCAAGCCUGUAGUCCCAGCUACUCAGGAGGCUGAGGUGAGAAGAUUACUUGAGCCCUGGAGUUUGAGGCUGCAGUGAGUUAUGAUGGCGCCACUAUACUCCAGCCUGGGUAACAUGGUGAGACCCCAUUUCAAAAAAAAAGAAAAAUCAAAACUUCAGUGCAGGCUGAGAAUCCCUAAUCCGAAAUCCCAAAUGCUCCAAAAUCUGAAACUAUUUGAGCACUAACAUGAUAUCAAAAGUAGAAAAUUCCACACCUGACCUCAUGUGAUGGGUCAUUGUCAAAAAUUUGUUUCAUGCACAGAAGUAUUGAAAAUAUUUUAUAAGAUUACCUUAUACAAUAGCUCUAAGUAGCUAGGACUACAGGUGUGUGCCACCACGCCUGGCUAAUUUUUAUAUUUUUUGAUAGAGAUAGGGUUUCACCAUGUUGGCCAGGCUGGUCUCUAACUCCUGACCUCAAGUGAUCUGCCCACCUUGGCCUCCCAAAGUGCUGGGAUUAUAGGCAUGAGCCACUAUGCCCAGCUGAAUAUUAGUUCUUAAUUUUAUGUGUUGUGAUUUUUUUCUUCAGAAUACAUUUUAAGAAAAAAAUUAUUAUUGUGUUGCAUAAGUUUGGUAAUUUUAAAAAUAUAUAUAUGAUAUUCUUUGUUAAAGAGAAGUUCUAAAUUUUGAUGAGGUCAAAAUUAUCAGUCUUUUAUUGCUUUUCUGUUUUGUCUCAUUUAAGAAGGUCUUUACUACCUCAGAUCACAAGGUUUUCCGUAUUUUUUCUAGUAUUUCUUUUUAUAUGGUGGAACUAAAAUCAUUUUUCUAGCAUUUUUAUAGUUUUAUUUGUAUAUUUACAAAAUCAUCUAAAAUUAAUUUUUCUGUAUAGUGUUAAGAUAAGACUUUUUCUUGUCUUUUUUACAAAUGGAUAUCCAGUUAGAUACCUGACCAUUUUAAUGACCCUACACACAUUUGUUUGUGACCAACUCUGUGUUCAGAAUAUCUGGCACAUACAGGCAUUUGGUAAAAAUUUAUUACAUGAGUUAAGUAGAGAGGGAGAAUGUCAGGCAUUUUAGGCAGGGAACUGGUGUGAGCAAAUGCUGAGACUGGAAUGUACAAGUGUGUGCUGGGAGCUGCAUGUGGACCUCUCUUGUUUAGCCUGUUGAUCCCUUCUCAGGCCCACUUGACACCCUGAGCUUUGCUUUCUGCCAGUACUGGGUGCCCCUUGGUUCAGCCUGCUCUCCCUCUUCUUUUUUUUUUAAAGAUGGGGUUUCACCAUGAUGGCCAGGCUGGUCUUGAACUCCUGACCGCAGGUGAUCCCCCCAACUUCAGCCUCCCAAAGUGCUAAGAUUACAGGCGAGAGCCACCGCCCCUGGCUCUGCUCUCUGUCUUCAAUGACUGCUGGCCAUUCCCUCCCUCUCUUACUCAUUUCUUUGCUGUAACCAAAGUUAAGUUCAUGGGUCCUUUCUUUUCAAAGAUUGACCACUAAUCAUUACCGCAGGGCAAAAGAUAACAAAAAGAAUAAAAUUUAGAAAUUCUUGCCGGGCGCAGGUGGCUCACGCCUAUAAUCCCAGCACUUAGGGAGGCCAAGGCGGGUGGAUCACGAGGUCAAGAGAUCGAGACCAUCCUGGUCAACAAGGUAAAACCCCGUCUCUACUUAAAAUACAAAAAUUAGCUGGGCAUGGUGGUGCAUGCCUGUAAUCCCAGCUACUCGGGAGGCUGAGGCAGGAGAAUUGCUUGAACCCAGAAAGCGGAAGUUGCGGUGAGCCGAGAUUGUGCCAUUGCACUCCAGUCUGGGUAACAACAGCGAAACUCCAUUUCAAAAAAAAAAAAAAGAAAGAAAGAAAUUCUUUACAUUGGGGUCUCUUUUCUAUAUCUUUUUGAGUCUUUUACAUAAAGUUACUGGAAGUCCUUGUUGGGGUUUUAUUUCUGAAGAUGGGGAUCACCAACUGUUAGCAAAAGUUAUAUGAAUUUUGCCUCCAAGAAAGCUGUUCGUCUCAGCUUGCAGCGCAACCCAAGCAGAACACAUUCUUCAGGUGGCCAUUGUACAUUCCAAAGGCCCUCUAGACCAAGACUGUCCAUGGACUGUGACGAUGGAAAUGUUCUAGAUCUGGGAGGUCCAGUAUGGUAGCUACCAGCCCCAUGUGAAAACAAAACACUUGAAAUGUGGCUGGUUCAUCUGAGGGACUAAAUUGUUAAAUUUUUAUUUAUUAUUUAUUUUUAUUGAUAGAACUAAGCUGUAGUUUAUUACAUUUAAAUUAGUCCAGAUAUGGUGGCUCACACCUGUAAUCCCAGCAGUUUGGGAGGCCGAGGCAGGUGGAUCUCUUGAGGUCAGGAGUUUGAGACCGUCUUGCCAACAUGGUAAAACCCCCUCUCUACUAAAAAUACAAAAAUAAGCCAGGCGUGGUGGCACAUGCCUGUAGUCCCAGCUACUCCGGAGGCUAAGGUACAAGAAUCUCUUGAACCUGGGAGGCAGAAACCUCUGCCUAGAUCGUGAGCCGAGAUCGUGCCACUGCGCUCUAGCCUGGCUGACAGAGUGAGACCUUGUCUCAAAAAUAAAUAAGUAAAUUUAAAAAAUAGUAAAUGUAAAGAGCCAGUUGUGACUAGUGCUACUGUACCAGACAGCAAGCUCUAAACUUAGCAACCCAGUCUACUUGUCCUGGCUUGCUCAGAACUGAAUCUCGUAGCUAAUACUAGGGACCCUAUAAUUAAAGCAGUUAUCUUUCAUUGAAUUCUUCCUGUGCCCACAUGAUGAGCUAAGAACUUUACUUGAAUUAUCACAUUUCACUUUACCAAAAAUCCCUAUCAUAGGUUUGAAAGUGUUAGGGAAUCUGGGCGGCGGUCUCAUGCAAAGGGGUUAGGUCCACAGAUGUCUGCCCUGUUUUGGGUUUCUGAAUAAUGUGAUUUGGGAAACAUUAAUGAAAAGAGGAGAUGAAUUUCCCAGGGAACAGGGGUCUGGAGGGAAGGAAGGUGGUAUUUUUAAGCCCUGUUGGGUAGUAUUUCUUUUACUUUAAUGUGCAUAUGGAUUUCCAGGAAAUUUGUUAUAAAAUGGUGGUUCUGAUUUGGUGGGUUUGGGUGGGGGGUAAGAUUCUGCAUUUCUAAUCAGCUCUCAGGUGAUGCUGAUGCAGACUUUGAGAGGCAAGGCAAUGGGGAGUAAGAGUCUAUCUUUUAAUUGAGAACUUGCCAUAUUCCAAAGGAAAAGACCAAGGAAAUAAUCUCUUGGUGGCACUAGUCUAGCAGGAAUCCAUUGCAUUCAUAUCAGGUAUCACCUAAUCCUGCAUUUGAGGCCUUGUGUGAAACAGCUAGGAAGGAGACAGAAGAUGUCACUUGAUCAGUUCUACCUCCCUAUGGAGCACUUCUUUCCGGAACCUUUGUGUUUUGCCUUCCUAGGUUCUGACUUUGGUUUUAGUGAAAAUGAAGUUUUCUGUACAACUUUUUUUUUUUUGAGAACAAAGUCCCACUCUGUCAUCCAGGUUGGAGUGCAGUGGCACAGUCUCAGCUCACUGCAACCUCCACCUCCCUGGUUCAAGUGAUUCUCAUGCCUCAGCCUCCCAAAUAGCUGGGAUCAGAGGCAUGCACCACCAUGCCUGGCUAAUUUUUUGUAUUUUUAGUAGAGACAAGGGUUUCACUAUGUUGGCCAGGCUGAUCUCGAAGUCCUGACCUCAAGUGAUCUGCCUGCCUUGACCUCCCAAAGUACUGGGGUUACAAGCGUGAGCCACCAUGCUUGGUCUGUACAAUUUUAGAUAUAGAAACCUUGGUUUUAUCUCAGUGGGUUCUGGGAGUUUUUUGGUUUUGCUUUUGUGUUUUUGUUAUUUGUUUUGAGACGGAGUUUCACUCUUGUUACCCGGGCUGGGGUGCAAUGGCGCAAUCUCGGCUCACCGCAACCUCAGCCUCCUGGGUUCAGGCAGUUCUCCUGCCUCGGCCUCUGGAGUAGCUGGGACUACAGGCGCGCGCCACCAUGCCCAGCUAAUUUUUUGUAUUUUUAGUAGAGACGGGGUUUCACCAUAUUGACCAGGAUGGUCUUGAUCUUUUGACCUUGUGAUCCACCGCCCUCGGCCUCCCAAAGUGCUGGGAUUAUAGGCGUGAGCCACCACACCUGGCCGGUGUUUUUGUUUUUUCAACAGGGUCUUACUCUGUCACCAAGGCUGGAUUGCAGUGGCAUAGUCACAGCUUCCUCAGUGAAUCCUCCCACCUCAGCCUCCUUAGAUGCUGGGAUUAUAGGUGUGCCCUACCACACCCACCUAACUUUUUAAAGGUGAGCUCUCUGCUGGGCGAGGUGGCUCACACCUGUAAUCCCAGCACUUUGGGAGGCUGAGGCAGGCAGAUCACAAGGUCAGGAGAUCAAGACCAGCCUGGCCAACAUGGUGAAACCCCCUCUCUACUAAAAAAAAUACAAAAAUUAGCUGGGCGUUGUGGCACGCUUCUGUAGUCCCAACGACUUGGGAGGCUGAGGCAAGAGAAUUGCUUGAACCUGGGAGGCAGAGGUUGCAGUGAACCAAGAUCAUGCCACUGCACUCCAGGCUGGCAACAGAAUGAGACUCCAUCUCAAAAAAUAAUUUUAAAAAUUUAAAAAUUAAAGAAAAAAGGUGGGGUCUUGCCAUGUUGUCCAGACUGGUCUCAAACUCCUGGCCUCAAGCCAUCUUCCUACCUCAGCCUCCCAAAGUGUUGGAAUUACAAGCAUGAACCAUUGUACCCAGCUCUGUGAAAACUUUUUAUGAUGAAUUUGGUUAUGUAUAGCAUAAAGAACCUCUACCCUCAGGAUUCUCCUGCUGUAGCCUGAAUGGGUUCUUUGCUACUUACAUGGGAGAGGGUGGCACCUCUGAAUUCUGGCAACUCUGCUAGUCUGGUAUGCUGCCCCACUCCCUGUGAUCCCCAAACCUGGUACCAAUAUCAAGUGGUAGAGAGCUUUCCUUAAUUCAUUGUUGCCUAAAUUCUCCAACAGAUAAUAUUCAUUUGGGGGCACUAGUUAAACCUUCGAAUUCCCAAAUCCCUUCCCUGGAGUGUUUGAUGGAGUGGCUUUGAGGUGAGACCCAGGUUGUUAUGUUUGUAACAAGUAUCUCAGGUGCUUCUUAAUAGAGAAGUGUCGGAAACAGUUUAGUUAGUGCUGGGAUGACUUUUAUUUUAAUAUUUGGAUCUUAGAAAAAAAUAUGUAAUUGGCACAAUACAUAAUUUUUGUUAUUACAGCUUACAGUGAGGUAAUAUUGAAGUUCAUAUAGUGAUUAGCUUAAAAAAGAAAUUGUACCUGUGGAUGAUAGAUACUGUAACAGUUGUGAAAGUGCUAAUUGAAUGACUGAGGUUUAGGAAACACUGUCUUUCAUUCUGGAAUUACCUGUAGAUGUGAAACAUUCCCAUAGGGGAAGAUUAGGAAGGAUGUGUUGGUGGCAGUUGGGCUGGUCCUCUAUUCAUUCCACAACCAAGCCCUGAUGAAUUAAGAUAGAUCCCAUGCUGCAUAUGAGGCUACAGAUUUGAAAAGCCGAGUUCCUUCCUUCAAGGAACUCAGUCUCUUGGGAGAACUGACAAUUAUAUUACAAUAAAGCACUGUAUUGGAGGUUUUAGAACAAGGUAAGGAAAGCAGAAAUGCCUUGAUCUUCCUGGGGUGGUUGAGAAGACUACAGAAGAGAUGAUGCUUCAGUUUAGUACAAGGAAGAAUAUAAUUUGUCAGUGGCUAAAACUGGAGAGGACAUUCCAGGCAGAGGGAACAGCCUAUGCAAAGUCACAAAGGCGGGAAACAGUAGGAAGUAUAGAGGAAGCUGCAAAUAAUCAAUUUGACUGAAGCAGGAAGAUAUGAAAAGCAAAUGGUAAGAAUGUUGGAGAGAGGCCAGGGCCAGUACUAAGCUUAGCGAUUCAUAUGUUAUCCUGAGGCCAGGGGCUGACUUUCAGACAUGAAGUAUUUUUUCCCCUCUGGGGAAGGAGUGCAUUAUGCUCCUCUGAGAUUCUCAAAAGGGACACUGAUCCUCCAAAAAAGAAUCAGGCCAGUCGGAGCCACUGAAGGAUUUUCAGCAGAAUAUUGUAGUUGAAUUUUCAUGUUCAGAAGGUGAUUGUGGCAGCAUUGUGGAGGAUGGGCUUGAGGCCAGGGGGAGUCCCCUGCAGUAGUAGUCCAGGCAAGAGAAAAGGUUUCACGUGAAAACGUGCGUCUGGGGAGCACUGGAGGUUUGGCAGCAAAUAUUUACGUGCCUGCUGGGCAUGUGACACUGUUCUCUGUCCUGACACUCAGAAGCUCUGCCAGCUGAAAAGGCCAGGGAGGAGAGAAUGUUUGGCUCCAGUCCAGUCCAGUCCAAAGGCAGAGCUGCUUGCAUUGCAGCCAAGUCUUACACACACAGAGGUUCCAUUCUCUUCAGUGGAAUACUAUACAGCCUUAACAAAAAGAAAGAUAGAUCUGGAUGUGUUGGCAAGAUUUCUAAGGUCAAUUAAGUGACAAUCAAGAUGUAGUAAUUCAUGCAAGCGUGAUACUGUUUAUUCUGAAUGACUUCCAGGAAUCUCUGCAGUGAUAUAUAGCAGACUGUUGAUAAUACUUCUGCAGAGUAGAGAUAGCAGAGAGACUUUUCAGUUGCCUUAUUUAUGCUUGAAUUUUCUACAUUGAACAUGUGUCUUAUAACAGAAAUACAUCCUGUUUAUAUGUAGUUUUAACUAAUCCUGAAUCCUCCCAGCACCUCCCAGGAGCCUGGCCACAGCUGUGGCUAACGUCAGUUGUGAAUCCAUCCCUGAUCCCUCCAUCUCCUCUUCCAGGUCUAAUCCAGUCAGUGGCUCCCACCUGGGUGCUCCCUUGGUUCAUCUCUCCAUUGGGGCAUUGAACACACUGUCUCACAAAUGUGUUGGUCUGUUUUUCCCUGGACUGAGAACUUCUUGAAGCAAGGACCAUGCUGACUAAUGUAGUGCCUGGCCUGACACAGCUUAGGUCCUGGCACACUAUGCAACUUACAAAGUACAUUUGUACAUUUCAUACCUUUCUUGGGGGCCCACAGUUAACCUUCAGUCUGUGCCUGCAGUACAAUGCCAGUACUCAUUGUCCGCUGAAGGAAGGGGUGGCUGUGUUUGAGGAAUGGCAGGAGGAGGGGGACAAUAGUAUCUGAGUGUACUCACUCUGCUCUCUUAGUGUAGCUUGCUCGACUUCAAGGCCAUAAACCAAGAGUGUGGACUGCCCUUUCUUUCUACCCUGGGACCAAAACCUGCAAGGAAGAAGGAUUGCUCUUUGUUCUGGACAUCCACAGAGAGCUGUCAGAGUCUGACAGAAAGGACAAAGGCUUUGGAGCCAAGUAGACCAGGAAGCCCCACCACUGUCUAAUUCUGUGACUUUAGUCAAGCUAUUAAACCCCUUGGCACCCUACUUCACUCCUUUGCAUAAUUAGAUAAUAUAUUAUGCACAGAGUUGUGAAGGGCAAAUAAAUGAGACAGUAUGCUUGACCAUAAAUGUUACUUUACUUCUUCUUGGUUCUUUUGUAAUAUACUGCUCAACUUUGCUCUGGGGAGCCAAAGGUCUGACCCAUGGUGAGAAUAAGACCUGUUCUACCCUUUUGGGAAAAGACGAUUAGGAUAGUAGAGAAUAGCUGGGAGUGGCCAGGUGUGGUGGCUCAUCCCUGUAAUCCCAGCACUUUGGGAAGCUGAGGCGGGUGGAUCACAAGGUCAGGAGUUUGAGACCAGCCUGGCCAAUAUGGUGAAACUCCAUCUCUACUAAAAAUACAAAAAUUGGCUCGGGGUGGUGGUCGGCACCUGUAGUCCCCAGCUACUCAGAAGGCUGAGGCAGGAAAAUCGCUUGAACCUGGGAGUUUGAGGUUGCAGUGAGCCAAGAUCACACUACUGCACCCCAGCCUGGGCAAGAGCCAGACUCCAUCUCAAAAAAAAAAAGAAUAGCUAGGAGCAUUGUCUCUUAUGGGAUGUCCCCUUCCAGUUCCUCUGAGGUGCUUACCUUCCCAUCCCACACUGACCUCCAUGUCUCUGCCAUUGUAGGCCUUCCCUUGCUCUUGGUGUUCUUGAGUAAGAUAAUCUGGACUGGCUCUCGUGUUUGCUUCCCUGCCUGCUGCUGCCCCAUUUGAUCAAGAGACCCUGGAAGUAUCAGAGAUUCAGAAUCCAAGAUUGUCUUCAAGUGUUCAUCUGUAAAUAAAGUUUUUUUUUAUGUGUA
This is a messenger RNA of Callithrix jacchus (white-tufted-ear marmoset), 13793 nucleotides long. The record is from RefSeq and is a predicted model, not a curated record. NCBI's taxonomy places the organism in Eukaryota, Metazoa, Chordata, Mammalia, Primates, Cebidae.